Messenger RNA from Solea senegalensis (Senegalese sole), 1225 nucleotides. RefSeq names its product growth factor, augmenter of liver regeneration (ERV1 homolog, S. cerevisiae) (gene gfer). The transcript has 3 exons. NCBI's taxonomy places the organism in Eukaryota, Metazoa, Chordata, Actinopteri, Pleuronectiformes, Soleidae. The record is from RefSeq and is a predicted model, not a curated record. Bases 174 to 746 code for a protein of 190 amino acids. Gene Ontology annotation, molecular function: flavin-dependent sulfhydryl oxidase activity; flavin adenine dinucleotide binding. Gene Ontology annotation, biological process: liver development. Gene Ontology annotation, cellular component: mitochondrion.
UUCGGUCCCUUUAGUCAUAGCUCUGUCAUCGGUCGUUGUGUAACUGAGAGUUAGGUGUAAUAUUAAGUGUUAAUACGUAUAAACAUGUUUUUGUAGACGUGGUGUAGAUUGUCAUCUGUGUCAGUAUCGCCGCUUAGCCGUUAAUUAUCUAAAGUAGAGACUGAAGAUCAAACAUGGCUGAGUCCACAGGAUCGAGAGGAUCACAAGCUGUCAACCCGCCCGCGUUUGAAGGUUUCCCGUUCGCAGUGAGUGGCGGAGCAGCGGAGGACAGAUCCGGUAAAGAGCAGGCAAAGACCGGCGAGGUGAAGAAGAAGCCGUGCAGAGCAUGUACGGACUUUAAAUCGUGGAUGAAGCUUCAGAAUAAACAGACGACCGCUGCUGUUGCACAGGAGCCACCAGAAGACCCACAGUGUCCGCUGGACAGAGAAGAAUUGGGACGCAACACCUGGUCUUUACUGCACACCAUGGCAGCAUAUUACCCCGACCAACCGUCCUCCACGCAACAGCAAGAGAUGGGACAGUUCAUCAACCUUUUCUCCAAGUUCUACCCCUGCGAUGAAUGUGCAGAGGAUCUCAGAGAAAAAUUAAAAACCAAUCAGCCAGACACCAGCAAUCGCUUUGCUUUCUCUAAGUGGCUCUGUCAUCUCCACAAUGACGUCAACAUCCGGCUGGGGAAGCCUGAGUUCGACUGCUCUCGUGUGGACGAGAGGUGGAAAGAUGGAUGGAAAGAUGGUUCUUGUGAUUGACGGAUUGUGUUGAGAGAGUGCUGAGGACUGAGUCAAUAUGUUCUUGUUCCUGUCGGUGCCGACCUUUGAGGAGGAGGAACACCACAAAGUGGAGGUGAAGCCUGAUGGAAGACGAGCGAUAAAUGUCAUACGGUCAAUUAUAAUUGAUUGACCAAUAAAACAGAUGGCUAAAAAAACAAAAACAAAAAAAGCAUUCCUCUUUAUCUGUCCAGUAAGGGCAAAGAUACGUUUCAGGGGACCUGAUGUUUUUUUCAAGUCACAGAGGAGAUGUUAAGGUUCUGAGUGUAAAUUCUACAUGGAGACUUUGGUGCGCACAUUUUUUCCUUUGAAUCCUGGACUCAAUUAAAACUCUAUUUUCUGGCCUUUUAUUUUUAACUUUCAUUUUACUGUGACUAACUGUUGUCUAACUGUGUGGAAAAAUAUGAUACAAUUUUGAUUGAUUAGAUUUAUCACUUAAAUAAAUAAAAAAUAAUAAAAUA